AGAAAGGAAGCCAAUCGUGGAGCUAUAAUCGGUGUCGCCGCCUCGCUCCACCGCGUAAAUCGAUUGCCAGGAACCAGAGGACGAUGUCUCUGAGAUUGCUGAAGAAAGUUCUUCAGGAACAGGAAGGGUUGCAACAUCAGAUUCGUCACGGUGAUGUUGAUGAUGACGAUGAUGAAGAGCAUCUCAAUGAGUCGGAAUCUAUUGGUACGGGAGCCCGUUCUUUGAUUAACCCGUUUGAUCUCCUCGACGACGAUGACCAAGAUUCUGACUCCAACAAGGAGAUAGAGCCUGUGAUAGCAGAUGAGAAGACGAAUGAGAUUUAUAAUCCUCCAAGUGAUAUUAAUGCUCAGCCGGGCGCUCCAUCGGGACAGAAGAAGAAGAAAAAGAAAAAGAAGAAAGGGAAGGAGGGCGCUUCUAGUGCUGCCAAGACUGAGAGCUCUUUGGAUGAAACUUUAGAAGCUCUUUCACUUGACGAUGUCGCCUCUACUGGUCAGAGGGCCGAUGCUAAGAAAGAAAAGGUUCAGAGUGCAAAAGCCUGCGCUAGUUCUUCCAAAAAGGCUUCCCAAUGCGCAUUGAAGGUAGAUCCAAAGUACCUGAAUGUUGAAAAUGAACUGCGAAGAAUAUUUGGUGCGAAAGUCGUUAAAUCAUUCGAGAAAGGCAAUCAAGGGCGGAUACGUGGAGGAAGACGUGGAACCCAUCACAUCAGGAAGACUUUUCUGAUAUCUCCAUCAGAGCAUUGGACUCGCUGGGAUGGAUCUUUCUCGAUGGAGUUUCUGGAGACUAAGGAUGGCUACCAUUACUUCAGAUAUGUCCACUCACCCUCAUAUCAGCAAGCACAAAAUGCAUUUCAGGCUGCCCAAGCUAUUCACGAUCUGAACGGCGUGGCAAGUGUCCUAAUACACCAUCCUUACCACCUCGAUUCACUUGUGACAAUGGCAGAUUAUUUCAGAUUCGUAGGCGAGCAUCAAAUGGCUGCAGAUUCUAUCGGGAAAUGCUUAUACGCGUUGGAAUGUGCAUGGCAUCCUAUGUUCACUCCAUUCGAGGGCAACUGCCAGUUAAAAUUUAGCCACGAGACGAACAAGCCGUUGUUUACAACGCUUUUCACCCACAUGAGGAGCAUGGAUAGACGUGGCUGUCACAGAUCCGCGUUAGAAGUCUGCAAGCUGUUGCUUUCGCUGGAUUCAGACAAUCCGGUGGGGGCUUUGUUCUGCGUUGACUAUUUUGCUUUAAGAGCAGAGGAAUAUGCCUGGUUGGAGCUGUUCUCUGAAGAGUACAAAACCGAUUCCUCUUUGUGGCUGUUCCCGAAUUUCUCGUACUCGCUUGCAAUUUCCCGUUUUUAUCUCGAGAAGAUGGAAUCUUCUUCUGGUGACACUCCCAAGUCGAAUUCUCUGGAUCUUAUGAAGCAGGCAUUGAUGCUUCACCCGGCAGUACUCAAGAAACUCGUGGCAAAGGUGCCGCUGAAAGAUCAGGCUUGGACGAAGAUACUGAAGCAUUCUUACUUCCGAUCAGAUCAAUCAAAGAUCCCGUCCGUGGAUCACCUGAUUAAUAUAUACGUUGAGAGGAGUUACCUUAUAUGGAGGCUUCCAGAAGUACAGAAACUGCUCAGGAGUGCUGCUGAGAGGGUCAUUGAGUCACUGGAACAGAACGAAGACGACGCCAAGGACUGGAUUUGCGUGAGGAAAGAAGCUUUUCCUUCCGAGAAAAACGAGUACGCUCAUUUGACGGUCCAGGAUUACUCUGAUACAGUGCCGACUCUACCGCCAGACAAUUUGCAGAACUUUGUGGUUGAUCCGAGGAUGGUAGAGCAAGGGGCCGAGGGGAUCGAUGAGGGUGGCGGCAGGUUGGUUCCACAGCCGGCACGUGAAGUUGCGAAUAGGAACCCAUUGGCAGUGCUGUUUGAGUCGAUGCUGCCAUGGGUUCAUUAUGGAGAAGCAGAUGAUCCAAACAAUGGUAACCAUCAACCAGACGGUGAAGGCCAUGGCCAUGGCCAACACUGAGUGGAGCUAUAUACAGCUGAAGAUGCAUCCCUUUUUUUUUAACUUUACAUUAUGUGGGUUACAAAAUCUGAAGAUGUUUUAUGUACAUUACCAUUAUGAUGACUUAACAGUCGUAGAGUACAUUGCCAUUAAUCUUAAUCUGUCUUCAAUGGGGUUA
Messenger RNA from Tarenaya hassleriana, 2154 nucleotides. RefSeq names its product transcription factor 25. The transcript has 4 exons. The record is from RefSeq and is a predicted model, not a curated record. Gene Ontology annotation, cellular component: RQC complex. The coding region runs from base 84 to 1997 and encodes 637 amino acids. NCBI's taxonomy places the organism in Eukaryota, Viridiplantae, Streptophyta, Magnoliopsida, Brassicales, Cleomaceae.